AUGGGGGGAACUCUUCUCAUUUUUCUUCUAACAAUUACUCAUGUUUCACUAUUAUUAAACUCAGUCAUUGCAACAUUGAAUCCAAACAUAGGGUUUGGUUUAAAGAUGAUCCAUAGAGACUCCAAAGAAUCACCUCUAUACCUAGGUGACCGUUUAACACGAGACCAGAGGCUUCAAAGACUCAUCGAGCAAUCCAAAGCUCGAGCACGUUACAUCGAGUCACAAAUAUUACUAGAGAUCAAUGCAACACACUCCAUGAAUCCUGAUGCUGCACGAUUACGCGCAAUUUACGAUCCAGGAAUGUUUUACGUUGCAUCGGUUGGUUUAGGUACAUUUCCUGGUAAUCAACUACAACGACCAUUCAUGAAUUACUAUUUGGUGAUUGAUUCAGGUAGUGAUAAGACAUGGCUUCAGUGCGAAGGUGCCACUAAAACUUUCGCUCAAGAUAUGCCACUUUAUCCUUAUCCUUGGAAGUCGUCAAUUACAUUUCAUCCCGUUCCUUGUAACACACAUCCUCUUUGCACUGUACAUAAUUGCAAUAGUAUUCAACAAUGCACUUACACAUCAGGCUAUAUGGGUGGAUCAUUUACAACUGGUGUUUUUGCUAAAGAGAAGUUCACUCUAGGCUCCAACACUAGUGGUGCCGUCGAAAGCAUCGAUUUAUACAUGGGUUAUGGUCUUUUCCAAGAUAAAAUUGAUGGUGUGUUCGGUGGUGUCGUUGCAAGAAUACUUGGUUAG
Molecule: messenger RNA, 738 nt
Organism: Papaver somniferum (opium poppy)
Lineage: Eukaryota; Viridiplantae; Streptophyta; Magnoliopsida; Ranunculales; Papaveraceae
Product: aspartic proteinase CDR1-like
Exons: 1
Coding region: 1-738 (245 amino acids)
Biological process (GO): proteolysis
Molecular function (GO): aspartic-type endopeptidase activity
Source: RefSeq, a predicted model, not a curated record